AUGGCGAUCUCCUUGCGAUAUUGGGCUUCAUAUACUGAGGGUCGUGCAAAGCUACAACGGCGGUCAGAGAACUCUGUGAAUAGUAACCAUGUUCUCAGAUUUUUCUAUGAUGAGGAAAAUCGGGUGAUUACGGGAACAGUUCAGGCCAGCAUGAGGAACUUAGCAUACAAAGUAAUGAUACAAGAAUCACUCCACUGGAUUCUUUCUCCUGAGGCUCCCAUACAGCAACCACCUGUCCCACUGUUGGAAGACCUCUUAUUGUCAGAAGACUUUCUUCAUGUUAAUGAUCAGGAUACCUGGCUCCGUCAGCAACUUAAGGUCACUAGCCACAUCAUUGAAACCACAGUUGAGAAAACUAAGGGGCAGAGGACUAAUGCAUUGUGGGCAGCAGUUAGGAAGUUGAGAAUUACAGCUUCUAAUUUUGGACAAGUUUUAAGAGCUGUUAGACUGAAAAGGAUUAGUAAGUCUUUGAUGAAAAGAUUGCUGUCUGCCUACAACUUGGAGAAGUGUGCUGCAAUAGCAUGGGGGAUAACCAACGAAAAGAUGGCUAUUGAAAAAUACACUGUCUUAGGGGCAUCUGUACAUGAAACAGGAUUGUGGCUACAUGAAUCUGGAGUUAUAGGGGCUUCUCCAGAUGGCAUUGUCAAUCAUCAGCCAUGUUGCCCACCAGAUAUUCUGCAUUUCCAGUCAGAGGCAGCUAAGUACUUGAAACCUGACCUGAUUGAAGUUAAGUGCCCAUACUCAGCUAGAGAUAUGAAGAUAGCAGAUGCAGUUGAAGUUGUCAAAGAAUUUUUCCUUGAAAAAGUAGCUGAUCAAUUGCAUUUAAAAGAAAACACUGAUUAUUAUCACCAAGUCCAAGGACAACUUCAUAUUGCAAACAAAAUGUGCUGUGAUUUGGUAGUAUGGACACAGGAAGAUCUCGCAAUUAUCCGUAUUGCAAGGGAUGAUAACUGGGCGAUAAAUAUUGAAAAACUCAUCAAUUUUUAUUUUCAUAAGUUUAUGCCAGAAGUGAACAAGACAUAGCAAUUAUUUUGUUUCUGUACAGUGCAAUUGAAAUUGUUUAAUGCUGUGCCUUCUGUCGUUGAUCUUAGAAAAUUUAUUUUAUCCCAGUUCUUGCAAUGUAAAAAUGUUUAACUUUUCUAUAAUGAGAUCCUCAUAUAUGUUUCAUAUCCAUUCAAAUUUUUUUCAUUUGAAAGCAAGAUUAAAGUCAUUACUUCAUCACCACUCAUUAUUUUCAGAAAGGAAAUUUCGAUCCAGCAAUAUAGUUUCUUUAAAAAAAAACAUUUUGAAGUUUCAAUUGCAUACCAUACAGCUUAGACUACAUUCAUAUGAAUAAAUGUAUUGUCAGUAGUUUU
Messenger RNA from Ostrea edulis (European flat oyster), 1355 nucleotides. RefSeq lists its product as uncharacterized. The coding region runs from base 1 to 1023 and encodes 340 amino acids. The transcript is spliced from 6 exons. The record is from RefSeq and is a predicted model, not a curated record. NCBI's taxonomy places the organism in Eukaryota, Metazoa, Mollusca, Bivalvia, Ostreida, Ostreidae.